GUAUCCUCCCUGUGGUCCUGGUCCAGCCAUGACGAGUCGGAGAAGCGGCUGCCCAAGUCGUGCCUGGUGAUUCUGUGUAAGUACGACCCGGUGCUGCGCUGGAGCAAGGACUGCGACAACACGCUGUACCAGGGCCUGGUGGAGAUCCUCAUCCCCGACGUGCUGCGACCCAUCCCCAGUGCCUUAACACAAGCCAUCCGAAACUUCGCAAAGAGCCUGGAGAGCUGGCUGUCCAACGCCAUGAUGAACAUUCCCGAGGAGAUGCUCCGCAUCAAGGUGACGUCAGCAGGGGCGUUUGCGCAGACGCUGCGCAGGUACACCUCCCUGAACCACCUGGCCCAGGCCGCGCGCGCGGUCCUGCAGAACACAGCGCAGAUCAACCAGAUGCUGAGCGACCUCAACCGCGUGGACUUCGCCAACGUGCAGGAGCAGGCCUCGUGGGUGUGCCGCUGCGAGGACCGGGUGGUGCAGCGGUUAGAGCAGGACUUCAAGCUGACGCUGCAGCAGCAGAACUCUCUGGAGCAGUGGGCUGCCUGGCUGGACGGGGUGGUCUCCCAGGUCCUAAAGCCCUACCAGGCCAGUGCCGCCUUCCCCAAAGCAGCCAAGCUCUUCCUGCUCAAGUGGUCCUUCUACAGCUCCAUGGUGAUCAGAGACCUCACCCUGCGCAGCGCCGCCAGCUUCGGCUCCUUCCACCUGAUCCGGCUGCUGUACGACGAGUACAUGUACUACCUGAUCGAGCACCGCGUGGCGCAGGCCAAGGGAGAGACCGCCAUCGCCGUCAUGGGAGAGUUUGCCAGCCUGGGACGGACUCUGGGCUCCCUGGACCCUGACAAAGAAGAGGAGGAGGAGGAGGAAGAGGAGAGUGACGAUGAGUGUCAGGAGUUGUCCCUCCCCUCGGAUUCAGCCAGCCUCGGGGUGGAAUCCCUGGAGCCUCCCGCCAAGCUGGCGAGAACCGACCCGAGAGUGCUCUUCAACACCACCGACAACUGACAACCCACACACUGGAAUACCUGCCUGUGAGGGCUCUCUGACCUCACACAUACACUGGAAACCCCACCCACAGACGCUUCUGACCUCUCACACACACACACACACACACACACAUAUACUGGAAUGCCCACCCACUGCAGUUCCUGUGACCUCAUACAAACACUGGAGUGUCAAUGCACAGAGGCUACUGUGACAUCAUACACCGUCUCUCUCUCUCACACACACACACACACACAAGAACAUGGUACCGUGGUAACCAUGGCUGUAGGCUUGCACACACAUUCACAUUCAGUGGUGGCAGUGCCACUCAAAUUGUCUCAUGGACACACUCCCAGACACCAGCACAUUACUAUGCUGUUCACACACAUACACCCUGACUGGUCUAGAAUACACACACACACACACACACACACACACACACACACGCACACUAAACGGACAGUUUGACAGUGAUCACCCCCCCCCCUUCUCAGUCUGUCCCUGAACUGCCACACCUAUUGGUCUGUAGGUCAGGAACCUGGCCAAUCACAAAAGAGGAGCAUGUCCCAGAGCUGUGAACUGGCUCUAAAACCUGUUGAAGUGGGUUAACAGAUCAACUUCUAAACAAUUCGAAAACAAGUCAGUGUCAUCAAACCCAGACCAUCCAGGACCAGUGUUGGGGAUCCCCCCCCUCCCUGUCUGACACGUAACUUAAGGUCUGGAGUCGCACCCGGCCAAUGGCAGUCAGAGGGGCCGUGUCAGUCAGAGCCUGGCGGCCUAUCGGAGCAGCGGUGGGCGUGGCCUGUCUGCCCAUGGGCAAAUGAGGCUGUACGUGUUGUCUUAGUGGUGUCGUGGCCCCGUUCUGUGCUGUCCGUGUUGGUGAGUGCCUUUGGGGCAUCGUUUUGUGCUGGUGUGGCUCUGUUCGAGGCCGGUUUCCAGGGAGAUGAUUGGCUGCCCCCCGCCCCCCCUAAUUUAAAUAUCAGUGGGUUGUGAGACUUCCCUAGUUAAAAAAAAGAAGAAGUGUAUAUUCAGUCAAUCUUGUGGUAAUUUUUUUUGUUUUGUGAGAGUUUGAUCCACUGUGCGUAACCAGCCACAUUACCAUGCCCUUGGCCCACUGUCUGUCUCCUAAGAAUGUUAGAUUUAGAUGACGCCGUUAUGGCAGUCACCUUGGCAACUAUAGGUGCCCCACAGAACUCAGCGGUGCCAGAGCAGUCUCACCUGCACAAGGUGUUUUUCACAGGGGCUGCAGUCAAGGUUAAAAUACAAAAAACAAGGAGCAAUGCUUGUAAGCAGUCGUGUGUAUGACACACAGAAGCCUGUGUUCCCUGGGUGUGUGUGUGCGCACAUGUGUUGGUGAGUGCUGGUGUGUGUUGGUGUGUGUUGAUGUGUGUGUGUGCGUGUGUGUGCGUUUACCCAUUCUCAUGCUUCUGCAUGAAGCAACAGCGGUCUCAAGACAUUUCUCUCCAGACAUUUCAUUCUACCGUUCGCCUUUUUGCAUUGCAGUGUGGCUUAUAUUUCUUUAUCGGUUAAGAUUGCAAAUUUCUCUUUAUUUCUGUGCCAAAUGUAUCUUAUUUUUUUCUUUUUUUUUUCUUGCCUUGGCUAACAUUGCCGUCACUCUACAAUUUUAACUCCUCAGCUCCACAGCUCUUGAUGGGGGGGGUGAACUUUGCUGUGUGUGCGAGAGAGUGUGUGUUUGUGGUCGGAAAGAGGAAGUGGAGGUGUCAUCACAGUGUGUGGCAAUGUAACGCCAACCACGCGGCAUUCCUUGUAGCAGGGUGUAGUGCAUGGCCAUAAUAUACGUGUGCGCGCACACUGCAUUGUGUGAUCAUGUCGUGCUCCUGAUGGGAGACGAAUGCCACUGCAAUCAAACAGCGCAGCCCUGAGAUUGUGAGACAGAGAGAGACAGACAGACAGACAGACAGACAGAGAGACAGAGAGACAGAGAGA
Molecule: messenger RNA, 2916 nt
Organism: Conger conger (European conger)
Lineage: Eukaryota; Metazoa; Chordata; Actinopteri; Anguilliformes; Congridae
Product: MHC class II regulatory factor RFX1-like
Exons: 7
Biological process (GO): regulation of transcription by RNA polymerase II
Molecular function (GO): RNA polymerase II cis-regulatory region sequence-specific DNA binding; DNA-binding transcription factor activity, RNA polymerase II-specific
Source: RefSeq, a predicted model, not a curated record